GAAAUCUUCGGUUAAAGGAGAUUUAAAAAUGGCAACUCCAGCAAAGAAACCACGUGAUGAAAAUACACCAAAUCUUGAUCAAAACAAAAAUGACAAUGUGUACGCAGAUGAUAAAUCUAACUGCAAAAAGAGGGCAGAUGCAUUUCUCAAGUGGUUUUCUUCUAAUGCUGAUAAUUUUUUCAAUGAAAAGGUAACCAUUGGACCAGAUGGCUCCUGUGCUCAGAAUGGCAUGGUGGCUCUUAGUGACAUAAAAGAAGGAGAAUGUCUUUUUCAAAUUUCCAGAAAAAUUCUUCUUCAUCCAAAAACAUGCAGUAUUUCAGAAUUACUUGAAAAAGACCCUGUUAACAGUGAGAGUGGAUGGUCAGAACUGUUGAUUUGUAUGAUGCAUGAAUACAAAGCCCAGAAGUCCCAGUGGAAAAGCUACUUUGAUGUGUUACCAGAAUCGGUGGAUUUACCAAUGUUUUGGACAAAAGAAGAGAGGGAGCAGCUACUGACAGGGACAGGAGUUGUGGAAGCAGUGAACCGUGACAUUGAAAAAAUUCAUAAAGAAUUCCAAUCAAUUGUCUCCCCUUACAUAAAAAAGCACAAAGACAUCAUCAGUCCAGGAUGUGACGACAUAGAUUUAUACAAGAGGAUGGUGUCAUAUGUAAUGGCAUACAGUUUCACAGAGCCACCAAAGGACGAUGACAGUGAUGAUUUUACAGAGGAGGAAGAAGAAGAGAAGUCAAUCAUUUACAUGGUCCCCAUGGCUGAUAUGCUGAACCACAUAGCCAAGAACAAUGCUCAUCUGUCUUUUAAACCUGACUGCUUAGAAAUGGUGUCUACUAGGGCAAUUACCAAGGCAAGGGAGUUAAAUAACCAAGGAAUUAACUUUGCAUGGCCUAACUGGCAUCUACUGCAUCUACUCCACAUGUAUGGAUUCUCAGAAGCUUAUCCCGAAAACUACUUUGACACAGUAGACAUACCUCUGGACACUGUUCUAGACAUUGCUGAAGAGGAAGCAGAAAACAAAGACUUCGCAAAACAGAAAUCUACUUUCUUUAAACAAAAGCUUAUGGAGGAUUUGAUUGGUGACGUGGUGGUGGGAGCGAGUGGGAUUUUAACAGACGACAGAUUGUUCAUGGUGUUAAAGGUGAUGGAGAUGACCCCAUCACAGUUCGCUAUUUAUGAGGAGGAGUGUGAGGAGGGCUGGGAGGAGGAUCUAGAAGAGGACACAUCUGCCCUCGCAGACUUUGAUAAAAUGAAAGAUCUGAGCCAAUCUUGGAAAACUAUCAUCUCCAGGUCAGCCUCUUCCUGUUUAAGACGGUACACUUCCAGUCUACAGGAGGAUGAGGAGAAGUUAAAGCAGAUCAAGAACCUUAACUCACGGCAGCAAUAUUCACUUUAUCUGUGUUAUGGACAGAAAAUGUUACUACAGAAAUUAAUAAAUGCAUGCAAAUAAAAUA
Saccostrea cuccullata (small rock oyster) is the source of this 1445-nucleotide messenger RNA. RefSeq names its product N-lysine methyltransferase setd6-like. Gene Ontology annotation, molecular function: protein-lysine N-methyltransferase activity; protein binding. Gene Ontology annotation, cellular component: nucleus. Gene Ontology annotation, biological process: peptidyl-lysine monomethylation. NCBI's taxonomy places the organism in Eukaryota, Metazoa, Mollusca, Bivalvia, Ostreida, Ostreidae. The transcript has 11 exons. Bases 29 to 1441 code for a protein of 470 amino acids. The record is from RefSeq and is a predicted model, not a curated record.